Molecule: messenger RNA, 1241 nt
Organism: Spodoptera frugiperda (fall armyworm)
Lineage: Eukaryota; Metazoa; Arthropoda; Insecta; Lepidoptera; Noctuidae
Product: circadian clock-controlled protein daywake-like
Source: RefSeq, a predicted model, not a curated record
AUGUGGAGACCCACGGCGGGCCUUAGUAUCGCACCACCACCUCGAGCAGCCUGCUCGGGGCGAUCCACUAUUCAACAGCCACGACAGAUGUCGAACCAAAACAUGCAGUUUAAAUUAUACAUAGUGACGUUAGUGCUCCACUGUACCACCGGAGAAUAUUUUAAAACGAAACCAAGUUUCGUGAAGACAUGUUUGAAAAGCGAUCCAGAGUUCGAUGUCUGUUCGCGGCAAGCCGUUCAACAGUUAUUCAAUGCACUAGGUCCAGGUCUGCCAGAAAUUGGAUUGGAACCUUUAGAUCCUCUAAAAAUACCAAAAAUAAGAAUCCUACAAGGUGAGGGCCCUGUGAAUGUGAAUGCUGCGCUUGAUGACGUCACCGUUACAGGAUUUGGAAAGACAGAAGUACUGUCGAGCCAAGUCGACAGUAAAACUUAUGAUUUCCACACUAAAGUACGAGUUCCCAAAAUCAGAAUAGAGGGAACGUACGAUUUGAAAGGAAAAAUAUUGUUGAUUCCUUUGGUCGGCCGCGGCUUAUGUUGGUUUGAGCCAACAAACAUGACAAUUGAUAUUAUCAGUGAUUCAAAAUUAUACAAUAAAGAUGAUUUUGUAUUUUUCAACGUCACCGGAGCACAUGUAAAAUACAACAUCGGAGGAUUGAAACUACGUAUGAAUAACUUAUUUGACGGCAUUGAGUCGUUGGAGGAGAGUACCAACGCCUAUUUGAAUGCAAAUUGGCGACCAGUAUCCGAAUCUUUGCGACCAAUAUUAUCAAAAACCAUAGAGGAUAUUUUACUUGGUUUUAUGCAAAGAUUAUUCCACAAUUUACCAGGUGACUUCAUGAUCGGAGAUGUAAAAACUUGGCAAAAUAAGAAAAUUGAGAAAAAGGUUUAGUUUUUAAAAUAGUUCUAUUAUAACUACAAAAUAAUUAUUUAAAAAAACUACUUAAUUUGUUAUUAUUAAGUUAAUCUUUUUAAAAAUGUUUUACUAUAAGUACUUAGAUAAAUCUUUAAGUCUUAAUGUGAAAGAAGGAUGCACGAGAAUUUUUAUGCCUGUGUAUAAUCGAUGAGAUUAAGAAAAAAUCAAAGUAUUUUAAAUAAGUAUUAUUGUAUGUAAAGAAAAUCUAUAGAAUUUUGAAACUGAAAGUAUGUGAAUUGGUUGAAAUGUAUAUAAAAUCGGAAUGUUUGGUUAUUUUGACUGAAAAAUCGGUUGUGUUGUGUAAAUAAUGAAACAAUUUAAACUGAAAA